Molecule: messenger RNA, 943 nt
Organism: Anguilla rostrata (American eel)
Lineage: Eukaryota; Metazoa; Chordata; Actinopteri; Anguilliformes; Anguillidae
Exons: 1
Molecular function (GO): GTP binding
Source: RefSeq, a predicted model, not a curated record
UCAGAGGUAAUUAAGAACAGUGUAGAUAUUGCAACAGAACCCAUAAGAAUAUACCUGCUGAACACAGUCCAGGAAGAUCUGAAUAAUGAAGGAACGGUUAGAAUAUACAUAAUUGGAAAAAAGGACUCCCAAAAAAGGAACAGGACAAUCCUGAUCGUAGGAGAAACAGGAACAGGGAAGUCUUCGAUCAUUAAUAUGGUGGUCAACUACAUGCUGGGUGUAAAGUGGGAAGACAAGAUCAGGUUUGAAAUCAUUCCAGAUGAAGGCACCAUACGCCAGACUGAAUCUCAGACCAUUGCGAUUACUGCAUAUGAGGUUUUUGGACUGGAGGAACUGUCUGUUCCUUUUUCCCUCACAGUCAUUGAUACACCAGGAUAUGGAGACACGGGUGGGCUUGAGAAAGAUCAAAGUAUUUCUCAGAAUCUGUACAAGUUAUUCAAUUCCACAAGGGGCAUUCAACAAAUAGAUGUAGUUUGCCUUGUGGUGAAGGCAACUGAAAAUCGCCUCACUCCCAGCCAGAAGUACAUCUUUGAUGCCAUCCUGUCCCUCUUCGGGAAGAACAUGGAGAAAAACAUCCUGACUCUCAUCACCUUCUCAGACUGGUUGAUGCCUUCAGAAGCUCUUGAGGCAAUUACUGAGUCUGGUUUCCCUUUUCCAAAAAAUGAAAACAAUGAACCUGCUCACAUCCUGUUCAACAACAUUUCUUCAAGGAAAUAUCAGAAGAAAUGUGAAAACGUAUAUAAAACGAGCUGGGAUAACGGAAUUGACAGCAUGAGGGAGUUCUUCCAGACUUUGUAUCGAAUGGAAACUUAAAGCUUGAGGAUGACUGAAAAUGUCUUGAAGGAACGUACGAGACUGGAAGCUUGUAUCCAGAGCUGUGAGAGUCAGAUCGAGGUCGUGGAGAUGAAGCUCAAAGCACUUGAGAAAGUUAAGAAAACUCUGG